This is a messenger RNA of Fusarium odoratissimum NRRL 54006, 1629 nucleotides long. RefSeq lists its product as uncharacterized. The transcript has 3 exons. Gene Ontology annotation, molecular function: DNA-binding transcription factor activity, RNA polymerase II-specific; zinc ion binding. The record is from RefSeq and is a predicted model, not a curated record. The coding region runs from base 812 to 1558 and encodes 248 amino acids. Gene Ontology annotation, biological process: regulation of DNA-templated transcription. NCBI's taxonomy places the organism in Eukaryota, Fungi, Ascomycota, Sordariomycetes, Hypocreales, Nectriaceae.
CGGCACCGCUCAUCACCGAAGCUCGGCCACUGUGGAUACCUCUGAUUAGGUUGAUUCGAGAUGUCAUGAUUUAUUAACAGCUGAACUGUCCUCGCCUUAUCGCGCGGAUCACAUCCUACACAUUAGCGCCAUUAUGCCAGGAACGCCAUCGAGCCGCGGAUGCGACGGAUGCCGUAGGCAGAAGAAGAAAUGCGACCAAGCUAAACCAACAUGCGGAAGAUGUAAACGAGUUGGCGUACCAUGCGUUGGAAAUGGCAUCAAACGAUGGAAAUUUCACUCAUUCCAGAACGAAGAUCAUAGUCUUAUCAAACGACGUCCCAGCAAUGAACAGACCCAGCUCUCAUCCUCGUUGGUUCACAUCCUUCAGACUGAGGAUGCCAGAUUCGAUAUCCGAGCCUUUGGCGGCAAACUUAUCCCAGAAAUCGUAGCACAAAUUGGUUGUAGUCCGGCACUCGACUCUUGUGUAAACGCGAUGGUUUCUCUGUAUAAAUCACAUCGAUGCCAGGAAUCAAGAAUUGAUGCUUUGACGAGAUAUGGAGAAGCUUUAACAGCAACCAGAAAUGCCAUACUUGAUCCGAAGGAGAAGAUCAUGAUGAAGAUGCAGGUCGUUUCAAUUAUGUUUGUUUGCCAUUACUGGGUAGACCGUAAGUCGAUCGAACAACAUCGAGAAGUAAUAUCAGUGUUAUUUCGCGAAGCUGUUAUGAAAAAUCAGCUUGACGACUUGGGCGACUACAUGGUGGGACUUAGCCAACUCGCCGUACUCCAACCCCUUCCUUUGUAUAUUUCCCAAAGCUGAUAAUACGAUUAGGUUAUGGCAAGUUUCUUGAACCCUCAGUUUGAGCUAGGUCCCUGGUUCUGGGAAGCGUGCGAGACGAUCGGCACUCCACGACCAGUCAAAUACCACCAAGGAAGCUUCCUGAGCCUAGAAUCUGGAACCAUGGGAGAAUUAUCUAUCUUGAUGCGCUCACCAAAGAAGAACCUUCGUCAACUAAGAUGCAUCUACGACGUCAUGCAGUUCGAGAUGCCCAAGGUCCGACAACUUCUUGCACUAGCCACAAUAUCUACAGCAGCAGCCAACGCACCGGCGAUGUCGACAAGAGUCUGUAGUUCAUACAGAGUAGCAUAUGGAAUUCUACUCGCCAUGACUGCAGUGAUUGGACAUACUUUGCGAAUCUGGGACACAGAUUUGACGCUUGUGGGAAAUUCACAUGAAUGCGUCGAUGAGUGUAUUGCUUUGGUAGAGCAAUGUGAGAGUGCUCGACCGUACGGUGCUAACUUUGUGCCGGACUUUCUCACUAUGGUAUGGGCAGCGGCUACGGAUGGUUAUAGGAAUGAUGAGAUGGCGGAGUACUUGGUUGAUUACGAGAAGGAUUCUAUUGGGGCGGACUUUAUGGGGCAGGCUAUGUCAAUAAGAGAACGACUGUUUGCGAUGGAGGCAAGGGAGACAGCGGUGGAGUUUAAAUUAGUUCUAGACCCAGCGCUUGAAUCUUUGGUGAAGGGGCCGGUGGUCAGCGUACAGGAAAUUCAACCAGCUGUCAGUGAGUGUAUUAUACUGUAACUAAUAAGAGAUAGUGGAGUCAACAAUCAAAAGAACAGAACACGGAACUCGUGCUGAAAUAACAAAGACAU